UUGUAUAUUGUUGUGGAUGAUAUAGUGUACAAUUGCACGCAAUUCGUCCGUGAAAAUACAGGUGGUCCUCGAGUGAUUGAGAACUUCAAAGGGCAAGUUUUCUCGUGGCAGUUUUGGAGAUUUCAUUCAGCAAAGAACAUAGAGGAAUGGGUAAAGCCGGUGAGAGUUGCGCGUACAAAAAAUGUAGGGAACAGAUGGAAGGAAAGGCUGAGAUGGGUGGGGUUGAGGAAGCUUGGCGCGGUGGAGGAAGGAAGUUGGUGA
This is a messenger RNA of Bipolaris sorokiniana ND90Pr, 261 nucleotides long. RefSeq lists its product as uncharacterized. Lineage: Eukaryota; Fungi; Ascomycota; Dothideomycetes; Pleosporales; Pleosporaceae. The annotation marks the transcript as partial. The transcript has a single exon. The record is from RefSeq and is a predicted model, not a curated record.